UGCAAGACCUCAAACACCCAGUUUCAUCUCCCAGCCCACAUAAGGUUACCAACAAUGGACACUGUCUACUCCGACAUGGACACCUCAAGCUGUGACUACUCCUUUACGCACACGGAUGACGAGGACUCGCGCAGCAGCAUCCACCCCGCGUCCCCCUCGUCCUCCUGCAGCAAGCCGCCUGCGUCUCCAGCUGAGCUCCAGCAGAAGAAGAGGCGCAGGGGGCGCGCCAGAAACGAAGCCACCGUGCACGUGGUGAAGAAGAACCGGCGGAUGAAGGCCAACGACCGCGAGAGGAACAGAAUGCACAACCUCAACGACGCCCUGGAUGCUUUGAGAAGCGUGCUGCCUGCUUUUCCCGACGACACGAAGCUGACCAAAAUCGAGACUCUGCGCUUCGCUCACAACUACAUCUGGGCGCUUUCCGAGACCAUCCGGAUCGCUGACCAGCGGCAGAGCAAGCCCAGAGACCCUGCGCUGCUGCUCCCAGGACUAAGCUGCAUGGGAGAUGCGCCCAGCCCCGGCGGUGACUCUUGCUCCUGGCCAUCCGGCGCAUCCUCCUCGUCUUCAUCCCCGUCUUACUGCAACUCAGACCCGGGCAGCCCCGCGGCCAUGGACGACUUUGGAUACUUGCAAACCGAUGUAGUUUACAGCUACCACAACUUCGUGCCUAGCAUCUAUUAA
Molecule: messenger RNA, 681 nt
Organism: Onychostoma macrolepis
Lineage: Eukaryota; Metazoa; Chordata; Actinopteri; Cypriniformes; Cyprinidae
Gene: neurog1
Product: neurogenin 1
Exons: 2
Coding region: 55-681 (208 amino acids)
Molecular function (GO): protein dimerization activity
Source: RefSeq, a predicted model, not a curated record